UACACGAUGGAAUCUACCUACAGCGCUAACUGUAGAAUCCCUGAGGACUGCUGAAGAGGGUGAUGAUCUUUUUAUAGCUGAGAGGGCCAGAGCUGACAAUAUAGGCCUUACUAAAAUUGGUGACAGAGUAGUAGGAAGCUAUGAAAAUGAAGUUCUCGCCGUAGAAUACCUGCAAAAUCUUCUGCUACAAAUUCAGGACCAAGCGAUCAACAAUAAAAGUGUUCAAAUCAGUAUUGAAACUAGCAGUGGUGGUUACUACUUGUCGGGUACACGUGGUUUAACUAACAUGUAUGCCAAUGUUACAAAUGUAGUAGCCAGAUUAUCUGAUGUCAAAAUGAAAGACUAUGCUCUCCUUGUCAAUUGUCAUUUUGACAGUCAUUUAUUAGCACCUGGAGCUGCUGAUAAUGGCCUAAACUGUGCUGUGAUGCUAGAAGUUUUGAGAGUAUUGUCCAGAAGCAGAACCACUCUAAAAUACGAUGUAGUCUUUCUUUUUAAUGGCGCUGAGGAAAACCCACUUCAAGGUUCACAUGCAUUUAUCACCACCUCCAAAUGGGCCAAUAUUGUUAAAGUUGUCUUAAACUACGAUGCCGCAGGAAAUGGUGGCAGAGAAUCACUAUUUCAAGAUGGUCCAGGGAAUAGUUGGUUGACGGCAUACUAUGCAUCAGUGGUACCACAUCCUUCAGGAUCUUCAAUACUUACAGACGUUUACGAGUCCGGCCUUAUUCCGUCGAAUACAGAUUUUGCAAUCUUCCGAAAGUUCGGCAAUAUACCUGGUCUUGAUAUGGCACACAGUUUAGGAGGAUAUAUUUAUCACACAUCACUGGAUGACUAUCAUAGGAUUCCAAAUGGUACUUAUCAAAACACUGGGGACAAUAUGAUGGCUCUUGUUAAGGCAUUAGCCAAUGCCGAAGAACUUGAAACAGCCACUGCAGCCUCAACAGGCACUGUAGUUUUCUAUGACUUUUAUGCGAUUUUAUUCAUUCGAUAUACAUGGACCGUUGGAAUUAUUAUCAAUAUCCUUGUGGUAUUAAUCGCACUGUGUGGACCAUUGCUGUUUAUAUACACCAGUCCGUAUUUAAAGAACACUCUGGUUAUGUUUACUAUUAAUUUUAUAUCGCAGCUGAUAGGUAUCAUUUUGGGAAUCGGCCUUGCUAUCCUUAUAUGUCUAAUUACAGACUGGGCUAAUAAACCCAUGUCUUGGUUCACUAGGCAGUGGCUACUCAUUGGUCUGGUAUGGACACCAACCAUGAUACCUAUGCUGAUCGUCAAUGCCAUCCUUGGCAGGACACCCCUUACGAAGGUGAUGAGCGAGAAUUCAAGGUUUGGACGUAUUCAAGGGAUAGUACUCCAAUGCGAAGCUGUUACGGUAUUGUGGUGCAUCGUCUUACUGAUCGGGCUCAUUGCAGGUUUGAAAUCUUCAUAUGUGUUGACGAUGGUUUGUGGAUUCAGCUCAUCUGCUCUUCUAAUAUCUGCUAUAUUACGUUUGGAAAGACACACGAUUUGCUGGCUUUCGGUCUACGUAGUCAUAGGGCUCCUUAUUCCGAUUUUGUAUGGGUUUUGGACCGUCAAUUUUAUGUCUUCAAUAAUAUCUAUAAUGGGAAGAGCAGGAUCACAGAUCGUUCCUGAUCUUUACGUAUCUGCACUCUACGGUUUAAUUUCCGUGAUUUUCUGUAGCUUUUGGGCACCGUUGAUAUGCCUUUUAGAACGUCCUUGGACUCUUAUAACUGGUUUUAUACUUGCUACACUUAUCAUACUCUUUGGUGUUCUCUUCACAACUUUGGGAUUCCCAUACAGUGGUGAACCCACUGACCCGUCACCAGAAAGGUUCUGGCUCAUUCACACUCAAAGAACUUUUCAUGAUAUCAGUGGCAACGUCAUUGCUACUGAUGCAGGUUACUGGAUCCUAAACCUAGAUAGAAAUAGUCCGAAACUGAUUCAGGAAGCAGUACCAGAGUUACAAAAUGCUAAAGUAGUUGAUGUCAGUUGUAAUAAUAAUAUUACGUACUGCGGAAUGCCCUUGUGGAAGACCAGAGAUAUUCCGCUUGUAAACAAGAGCGUUUGGGUUUCUUCAAAAGCCCCAACCAUUAAUCAGACUGAAGAAUCAAUAUUAACAGCGGCUUGGAAUAGUACCACUGACGAAGCUAGAAGAUUGUACUUGAACGUAUCGGGAUCAAAUCGUUUGAAUCUUAUUUUGGUACCUCGUGCGGGUGUAGUGCUCAACUCUUGGUCACUGCUUGACAACGUUACUACAACCAUCACGUGGAAUGACAGACCACUUUAUUUCAUUUUGCUAAGUUCAGCAUCGGAUCCAGCAGGUCCUUGGCAAUUGUGGCUAGAUAUGACGGUUUCCACGGAUGUGGAUGCCGUUAUCGAUAUCCUCUUCGUCAGCCAUUACUUUUUAUACUCAAGAUUGGCGGAUUUACCCUAUAAAUCCAUUUUAAAUCAAUUACCACCAUGGGUAGUACCACUGCAUUGGACAUCAACAACAAAAUCAUAUAUUUUUUGAAAAAUUGUCUAAAUGCAGUUUCUACCGUACUUUAUUAAUGGUGAAGGGAAUAUUGG
Molecule: messenger RNA, 2562 nt
Organism: Cephus cinctus (wheat stem sawfly)
Lineage: Eukaryota; Metazoa; Arthropoda; Insecta; Hymenoptera; Cephidae
Product: endoplasmic reticulum metallopeptidase 1
Biological process (GO): proteolysis
Molecular function (GO): metalloexopeptidase activity
Source: RefSeq, a predicted model, not a curated record